This is a messenger RNA of Patiria miniata (bat star), 7909 nucleotides long. RefSeq names its product AF4/FMR2 family member 3-like. Gene Ontology annotation, cellular component: super elongation complex; nucleus. Lineage: Eukaryota; Metazoa; Echinodermata; Asteroidea; Valvatida; Asterinidae. Gene Ontology annotation, biological process: regulation of gene expression. The record is from RefSeq and is a predicted model, not a curated record. The coding region runs from base 35 to 3007 and encodes 990 amino acids. The transcript is spliced from 10 exons.
UCCUGUUUCCCCAUGUUACAGGCAUUCCAGGGAGAUGGAUACCAGUCGGCUGUCGGAUAGCUCCAGCGGUAGCUCCUCGGGUGAGUCAGAUGACGACAGCAGCUCUGGUAACGACACGGAUAGCGAGAGCGAUGCUAGCUCCAGCGAUCAUGAGUCAUCCCCACCACAGGACAAACCCGCCCACAAGUCCUACAACCUCCACGAUCUCAUCAACAAGAAGAUCAUCGAGGGCAAGAAGUCCCCAGGAGCUCUGAAUGUCCCCAAGCAGCCUCCGCUCAGCAACCAGCCAGCCGCCGCCGCCAGCACCGCUGCCACACCGCCGACUCUCUCAAUCAAGGAGGCCCAGUCCUUCCCCAACACCAACCAGCACAGAUCCACGGUGCCGGGAGGCAGACGCGGCGAAGGCAGCGGCGGUUUCGUUCUGGGCAUCAACGACCUGACCACCACGUUAACCCCACCCGAGGAUUACGACAAGGGAAACUUUGGCAAGUACGUCGACAACGACAACCGCAUCAACGAUUUCAACAAGUUGGUGACGGAGAAAAGGACGCCAUUGUCAAAAUCUCCGGUCAGAACCGGAGGGAACGCCGGCAAGCAGAAUGCGAAUAAACGAGGGCCCAAGAAAGUGUUGGAUAAGUCCCCCUCGGUUGCAAAAUCGAAAACGGCGUCUCAGACGAAAAGUGAGGUGUCGACGAAGGAAUCAAAGAAAGGUGCUAAGCCGAGUAAGCAGUCGAGUAAAAGCGGUGCUGAGACCAAAGUAGACGUCAAGGGAAAGAGUAGUAAGACAACUCCUAAGAGUGAUAAGAAGACCCCACCGCGAGUGAGAACUCCUGAGAAGAAAUUGGCUAAGAAACCAACCUCCAAGGAAUUUGUGAGCGAUACGGACAGCAGCAGUGACUCCGACGACGAGUUGGAAAGAACACCGUUGUCGAAAAGGUUGAACGGAGCGAGUAAGCUCCACGCAGUCUUGAGCCCCGCUCACAAACCGAGUGCGCGUACUGAAAUCAAAAACAAAGCUUCAAGCAAGGGUAACAGAACUAAAGAGAAAUCCAACGUUGUGAAAACGGAGAGAGAAGCGUCUCUUGCCAAGCCCGUCCUGGACGAUGUCUUCAUGUCCAUGAUUGACCAGCCCCUAGGGCUCAUCAAGGAACCUUUGUUGUCGCCGAUCAAAAACGAGGACCCUGAAAAGCCGGCGUUGACGCCGCAUCCGCAGGAGGUCACGUACAAGGACGGGAUCCCCUCGCUCGUUGUCAAACUCAACCUUUCCCUUAUAAACCGGGUGCCUGGACGGCCCAGGCAGCCCUGUAGAACAGAAAGGACGUCGCCAAGGCACGGUUGCAGUGCCUCGGAUGCCCAUUAUAAGAAUGAACUUCUUGAGUUUGAGGAGAGACUGCCUUCAUUAGUCAAAGUCCAUAAAAGAAAACAGGAGGAUCUAGACGAGGAGGAUCCCGUCAAGGAAUCUGUGUGCAAGAAACCAAAGAGCGAAUGCAGCGGGAAGACAUCGAGAAACUUCCACAACGAAGAGCCUGAACACAAUGAGUUAUCAUCUAUACCAGACAGUGACACUGUCUUGGAUCGGAGGCGGCCCGCCGAGCGCCGCGGCAGCACCAACAGUGUCUCCAGCCUAUUAUCCUCACAGAGCAGCUGCAGCAGUAGUCGCCGGAGCGACCGCGAGGCCCCGUCCUCGCAGCCCACCAAGCGACGCAAGAAGACCGCCAACGAUUCCAUGGACUCGAGCUGCAGCAGUAGCAGCAGCAGCAGCAGUAGUAGCAGCGGCGGCAGCACGAACUAUCUCAAUGCACCUUCCAACUCGGCCGUGCUUAGUGCGAAGGGACACAUCACGACGUGGGGCUCGCCCCCACCCCAGACUGAAGAGCGUGUGGACAGAUCGCAGGACUCGACCAGUGUGUCGAAUGACGUGACCUGCACGAGAAACGGACACAGGUCUGUCAGUGAGGAGUGGGGAGAUGUUGGCGGCGGUGCGGAUUAUGUCCGGAACUCCAAUCCACAUGUUGCCAGGAAGAAUAUGACGGAUAGACAACCGAUAGGCUUGGAGAUCGAAGAAAGCCAGCAAUUUACUGCAGACAGUUACCUUGCCGAAGGGAAGAAACUCAAACAUCAAGCCGAUGCGCAGAGUGACAAGAACGUGAAGGCAUUGAUGUACUUUGACGCCGCUCUGUCGUUCAUCCUGUGUGGUAACGCCAUGGAGAAUGACCCCGUUGUCCCAGUCGAGAAAGCCAUUACCAUGUAUUCAGACACCUGCGACAUUAUCAAAUUCAUCUUAAAGUUUAAAGGCAGUCACUUAAACCAAGAUGCUCUGAGCAUGGACAAGAAACUAGCAGUAUUAUGCCACCGUUGCCUGGGGCUCCUGUACAUGAAGAUGUUCAAGAUGAAGAAGGCCAAUGGAAUUAAACUUGCCAAAGUGCUCGGGGAGCACUUCCGAAACUCUUCCAAAUCUCAGCAGGCCGCCCAAGCUCCGUCGUCGUGGAACUCCUCCAAGCACCCCGAUGUGCGCUGUAAAACACCCCUGUUGAGCCAGCUAAUCUCUACCCACCCCUCUUCAUCACCACUCCCGUGCAACAGGUACACAGGCACCCCGUCCCCCAUGUCCCCCACACCGUCCCCCGCCGGGUCCGUCGGCUCGGUCGGCAGCAUGGGAUCCCAAGGCAGCAACAACGGCGACGCCGGCGCGUCGUUACAGCCGUCCUCCUUGCCCCAGGUGCAGCCCAACAAGCUGACCAACGGCGUGCCCCACAUCAUGUCCUCGCCGGCUAACGUCUCCGUCCCGCAACGCAUCGUCAACAUGAUGUCCACGUUUAUUCAGAACUCCAGCUAUGGGUACUACGGCCUGGACUACUGGGAACAGGCUGACGUUCUGGCUCUAGAAAACAUAGAGUUUUUCCGAGAGUUGGACUGUGAGUUUGGCCUCCUCACCUUGCACAGCAGUACCCUGGACCUGGUCCACUACGCCAGACUCGGUCUGAGGAAACUCAAGAGCGAGACGUGACUGCUGCCGUCCGACUGACGGCAAAAUCGUCCAUUCCGCCUGGUUAAAUCGGCUGACCUCCCGAGGCCGCUUUAACUGACUUAAGUCAUCGGAAACCGUCUGCAGUGAGCGGAGGUCUUCACAGUACCACGGCACCUCAAAUAGUGACUUUCGUGAAGCUAAUUCUCACAAGUUGGGCUUCGGUGCCGAACACAUAACCCCGACUGGUAGCAAAGUAGAUGCUAGCAACACGGGCAUCCUUGGUAAGGUAACAGCAACAAUAGCACGCGACAAGUUAUAUCAUUGCUACCCUUGCCACAAAGGCAGAAGGCGUCGACCGCAGACUUCAUGAAAUCACCCAAAAAAUAAUAUCUUGAGCCAGCUGUAUACCGUGUCAUCCACCCCAGAAAGAGUGACCAAAAUACAAGAUGGUAACAAAAUUUGUAUAUUGGGAUCACUCACAGUUGAGAACAAGGUUGAGCAAGUCUGGAAUCACGCAAGUCGUAGCUCGGCCAUUCCAUAUGCGAGUGGUAGGACAAUCGAUGUCAUCACAACUUGGAUCUUGCACCUGUAGUUUAGAUUAAGACGUACCUUAAGAGCAACUCUGCCCACACAAAGUGACAGACCACCUAUAUUUUGGACUCUGUUUAUUACGGAAAAAUCAGCAUAUAAGCACUCGUUCUCGUGGCCGCAAACAUUAUGAUGUUUAGCAUCGUGACGUAUAACCCCCAAAAUAGAGUAAAGCAUGUGAUAUAUAUAUAUUUUUUGUAAUAGUUCUUAAAUUAUUGCUUGGUUUUUGUAGAGCUUGUUGAUUCACAUUUGCCACGAGCUAGUCAUUCCGCAUCUUGAGUGGUAACUCCUUUUCAAAUAAGAGAGAUGGAAAGUUGAACAUCUACGUCUGCUUUUAAUUUUCUUUCAGUGCAUUGAUGCUCACAAUUUCAAAUUUGUGUCGGUGAAUUUAAACCAAAUUUAAACCGACAGCUAUAUUUUCGAAGCACAUCUGGGGAAAUACAAGGCUUAAAAACAGAGUAAGGAAAAAGUAUUGAAAAACAUGAAACGCAAUUUUGAUGCACCAUCUCAGUUUACCGUCGCAGAAAUACUGCAAUUUUUUUUUUUUAUAAGAAACUCACGUUAACUUGAGCAAGUCUUAUUUUGCACUGGGAAAGCUACACAAUUCGCAUAAUUUAUUGCCAAAAUUAAACAGCUCAGUAUUGAUAAAACAAGCAGAAAUGUAACAGGCACGUUGGUUGUGUUCUAAGUGUGUCGCGUGCUUGUACGUCGUUCAUAUUUUCUUAAACUCUCUUUAAGUGCACUGUAACAUUUUCAAUCGUGUCACGCUAUGGUUAUAUUAUAGCGAUGAUGAUGAAUAUAGUAUAGAGACUUUAUAUUAUGCAGAGUUGUGAUAUAUAUGAAUUGUAAAAAUAAUUAUUCUUUGAUAUUUUGCUACAUUAGUAAUGCGAUGAAUUCUGCCCUUCCAAAAUGUGUGCGACGACGAAUCAGCGUAAGUCAAAUUAAUCGGGAAAGCACCUUCCGAAUUCCGCGGGAAUAAUAAAGGAAAUUAAACAUCAAGGUCCACAUCAACAGGUGCUCGGUUCUUCUUUAUAAAUUAUAGAAAUUAUGAGAAAUUAAGAAAAAUGCCCCUGGCGAUACACGUAGUUUUAAAGUAUUCGUUUCAUUUUAAAGCAGCUGCUACAUGAUUUUUUUUUUUUUUCUUCUGAUAAAUACCAACCAAAUAAAAGAUCCAGUCUUUCUUUCGUGACCAGAAAUCAUGCCACGACAUUAUCCAAGAUUUUUUUGGCUUCCUAUAUUUAUUCCAUGUGAUUGACUGCAACCUUAGAGUAGAGUACGAGAUGUAUGUCGUAAAUGAGACCUCCGAAUGUUUGCACGUGCUUACAGCUGCUCGCAGUUUAGUCCUGCAAAUGUGAACGUUUCAUGAAAGAAAAACAAUAACAGUGCGAUUUAAAGAAAAUUAUAAGCAGUGUGGUGCAUGAAGAUCUGAGAAUUGCGCAGUGUCUAAUAUGUUGAGAAGCCAUCUUAGAAGAUGCUUUAAUAAGCCAAGACGAUCUUGUCGCCCUUAUUUUGUUAACAAAAUUUGCAGUUUUUCACAAUGGGCAGUUAUUUGUCUUAGAUUUUGUGGCGUUGUGCCCCGUUCACUUUCCUUGCUAACACAGCAAGAACAACCUUUGCACCCUGUCUAUUUAACCACACAACAAUUCAUUAUGGCAAUAGUUUCAGAUAUUUUGCUGACCACAUCAUCAACAUGGUUCUUCCAUGUUAGAUUGUCAUCAACAGUAAUACCUAGAAAUUAUUUGCCAGUCUUAAUUUAUUGCAUUCAAUGAUCUUUACUAUCUCAAUCUCGGUAAAUUCAUGUACUAAUAUAUUGUUCAAAAAAAAAAGAAUUGUGUGAAAAACCAUGAAGCAUCCAAAUUUACACCUAGAGUGUUCUUAUAAGAAUAAGAUUAUUUUCAAACUUAUUCUUUUGUAACUUGUCUACUUAUGUUUUUUUUUUAUGUUUUUCUUGCAGGGGCAAAGUAGGAUUUCUCAAAAAAGUUCUGAACAUUUACUUAAAUUCUAACAUCAAGUACUUCGAAUCAAAUUGAUAGUUAAAAGAUAAAUGUGAAAAAUUCAAAUUUCACUUUUUUGAUAUAAACAAAAAUGCGCGGCCUUUGAAUGAAAUUAACCCAUUGAAUUUGCAUCGAUAAAGUAAACAAAAUUGUAUUUUCAAGGGGUUUGAAUGAAAACCUUAAAUUUAAAAUAUGACAUCUCUGAAAAAAUAAUGAACAUAAAUCUGGUCCAAACAUGUACUUAAAAGUAUGAAUUGCGCCCUCUCUUGACUGAGCCUUUCCGAUCUAUUCUUUUUUUUUUACCUUAUUGUGGAAACCAGGAAGUAGAAAGUGGAUCAUGAAUUAAUAAAGUGCCUGUAACUAUAAAGAAUUAAGAAUCAUGAAAUUGGACAGUUUUGUGUCCCUAAACGAAAUAAACCAAUGUUAAUGAUCAUGUUUCACCCAAUUCCCUGUGAUUCUAACUCGAAAAAAAAAUGGCCUUAAAUUGUGUUUUAAAGAUGCUUAAAAAAAAUCUAGUUAAGACUACAACUACACAGUGGUUGACCUAAUUUAUAAAAUGUGCUGUAAUUUCCAAAAACAAAACUUGGUUUGUAAGGGAUGAAAUUUGUUUUUGCAAUAAUUCUUUAUUAUUAUUAUUUUUGUUUUGGUCCAUUCUUAAAACUGUAAAUGAUUUCGUGUAUUGAUUUGUUGUUGCAAUUAUAUUUGAUAAUAUGCUGUGAACUGAAAUAGAAGGACAACAAAUUGAUAAAUUCUGGAAUUAUUUUUCACAGAAAUGGAAUUAUUUUGGGGCUUCUUCCAUUCUGUACGCAUCCGGCAUAUAAUACUGGUUAUGCACCAUUGGAGUCAUUUGCACUGGAUACGAAUCUCAAUUGAAACCAUAGGGAAUCAGUCAGGUUUUUUUUUUAUCUGUGGUGAUCUUUCAUGCAUCAUUGCUAACCACACAAACAAAUACCACACUGUGGGUUGGUCUUUCCAUGAAAAAAAAAUGUGCAUGAUCCAUGUCUGCUUUCAGUGUGACUAACAAAUACAUGUAUGCAACCUUUCCGGCGAGUUUUUAUCGUAAACCUGACAUUUUGAGUCGGCCGACUGAAUGGAGCAGUACAUGUAACAACAACAAAUGUAUGUUGUGUUGGACGUAUCCAGGAUAAAAGAAUGUCUGCUUCAUGUCAUUCUUUUGCUUCUCUGAAAAAGUAUAUUUGGGGAAAAUGCCAAGGUUUUUAAACUAGACUAAAUGCAUUGCUAUAAACCCGGAAAAGCAUUGAAAUGUAUUUAUUUGGGGUUUUUUUUACGACAUUGAAUCUAAAGCUCAGUUAUUUUGACGAGAGACUUCUGCGUCAUGAGUCUCUUGUGUGACAUGUAGGGCGUGUUUAUGGUGUAAAAUCGAGGGAACACAUGUAACAACAUCAUCAGUGAAUCGAGGACAGAAACUGAAUCGAGGACUCCUCGGUUGGAAAACGUGUACAAACCCAAUGAGAGCUGUUUCGAAAAAAAGUUGAGUACCAAGGAAAGGGAAGAGAAACAAAAGAAAAACCUCGAUUUACACCAUAAACAAAGGUUUCUGAGUGGGUCACAUGUAACUGUACUCAAAAAAACUGGUUUGAUAUGUUGGUUGUCAAAUGUCCAACGCUUAUUUAUUACUUAAUGAAACAGUUGAUGUAAUUUGAAUAUUUUUUUCUGUCCAUGUUCUAUCUUUGGACUUACAGUCCCGAGCUAAGGUCUUUUUUUAUCAAAACGAAUCCAGAAUGACCCCGACCAGUGUGUGGGUGCAUCAACUUGAACAAAUGCAGUCCAGAUAUGAAUUACGAUGUACAAGUGUAUACGAAGAUAAAAUAUUUAUGCAUAGAUCUAAUUUUAAACUUUUUCGACAGAUAUUGUACAGUCUUUGUAAGAGGGAACAUUCCUUUUGAUUGGUGAAUGCGAGGCCAAUCAAUUUUAUGUAGAAGUUGAAAUGACCAUUGAUUGUGGUAUUAUUUAUUUCAUUUUCCAUAUUGAAGGGCGGGAGAGAUCUUUCUUUCUUUUGGCAACUGUUAAAGUAGUUCUGCUUAUUAGUUAAACAGCAGGAACAAAAAACACCGAGAAUACAGAUGUGCUUAAAAUAUUCUCUUGUGAUAAGUGUAUAUUUAUUGAAGAAAGAAGUUAUCGAGAAAGUGUUGUUAAGCGAAUACACAAAGUUUCUACUCAUAAAAAUAAUGCCUUUUGAGAAAAGUUAUUUUGCUGAAACUUCAGGCAACUGGAUAUAAUGAUGAAUCUAUAUUAGUCUGUACCAUAUGAAAAUAUAUAGUAUAUACUGCCGAACUGUAAACAUAUUAAUGGUGUACAGCAUAAGCUGACAAUGAUAUAACUUCAGUUGCCUUGCCAC